Metarhizium acridum CQMa 102 is the source of this 5391-nucleotide messenger RNA. Its product is annotated as rRNA biogenesis protein rrp5. Gene Ontology annotation, cellular component: nucleolus; small-subunit processome. Gene Ontology annotation, molecular function: protein binding; RNA binding. Gene Ontology annotation, biological process: rRNA processing. The record is from RefSeq and is a predicted model, not a curated record. Lineage: Eukaryota; Fungi; Ascomycota; Sordariomycetes; Hypocreales; Clavicipitaceae.
AUGAGCAAUCUCAAGCGAAAAGAUGCCCCUGGAGGGCAGCCUCCCGCUAAAUCGGCUAAAAAUACCAAACAAGGCCGACCUUCAAAGACGAAUGCUCCCGAAAUCGCAAAAUCCAAAACAGCCAAAACCCAGCCAAAGAAGACGAGCGACAACGACGCUCGUCCCAAAGCACCUGUUGUGUCCCUCCUGAAAAAUGAAGAACCAAUAUUCCCUAGAGGUGGCGGCAGCAUUCUUACUCCAUUGGAGCAUAAACAGAUUCAGCUGGAAGCCAAAGCCGACGCUCGUCGUGAAGAAGAAUUCGACACUAGGGGCGGCAAAGCUCAAAAGAUACCAAAGAAGAGAAAAGUUUCCCUGAAAGGCGGCAAGACGAGUGCUGAAGAGAAGGAUUCCGAAGACUUUGUCAAGGUGGAAAGUCUCAAUUUCAAGAAACUUGUCAAAGGCUCUCUCGUGCUUGGUCAAAUCACCCGAAUUAACAACCUGGAUCUCGAAGUGGCUCUUCCCAACAACCUUACCGGACAUGUGUCGGUUGUCGCUGUUUCAGAGCAAUUGACCAACCGAGUACAAGAGGCCGCGGCCGAGCAAGACGACGAAGAGGACGAAUCAUCCGACGAAACUGAUGUUGACCUCAAAUCCAUGUUUGUUGUGGGCCAGUAUCUGCGAGUAUAUGUUGUGUCCACAAUGGACGAGUCAGCGAUUGGCGAUGGCAAGAACAAGACCAAGAGAAAGAUCGAGCUUUCUUUGCGACCCACAGAGACCAACUCAGGCUUAGGCAAAGAUGAUAUUGUCGCCAACAGCACCGUUAUGGCAUCCGUCGUCAGUGUCGAGGAUCGUGGUUGCGUUAUGGAUGUCGGCAUUCCCCAUCUUCGAGCCUUCUUACCCCACGGCGAAGUUGACUCGACCAUUGACCAAAGCCGACUACAAGAGGGAUCUGUGUUCCUGUGCCAAGUAACCGGCAAGGGUUCAAAUGGAAACGUUGUUCAACUCUCUCUGCAGCAAAAGAAACUCGGCAGCCUAAAAGACGUCCCGACAGAGGCCACCACCAUAAACGCCUUUCUCCCCGGCACCAAUGUGGAUGUCCUGAUUACCAACAUUGACCGACGCGGCCUUGCCGGUAAAGUCAUCGGACACUUGGACGUGACUGCGGACCUUGUUCAUUCGGGAGCCGGACCCAAUGGUACCGAUCUGGAAGCUACCUACAAAGUCGGAUCCAAGGUCAAGGCCAGAGUAGUUUGCAACUUCCCUACAGCCAAGGAACCGAAGCUUGGCAUCUCCUUGCUCCCUCACAUCACUUCGCUCACACGCAAGCACCCUGCCAAGGACAACAAAACUCUUCCUACAGAGGCUUUGCCAAUCUCGUCAUUGGUAGAGAAGUGUACUGUUCGACGCGUUGAGAGCGAAAUUGGUCUCUUUGUAGAUAUCGGAAUCGCUGGCUUGGGCGGCUUCGUUCAUAUUUCCCGAGUCAAGGACGGUAAAGUUGACGCCCUGUACGAAUCUAGCGGGCCUUAUCAGCUUGGUUCAGUUCACAAGGGACGAGUUGUUGGUUAUAGCGAACUAGACGGCCAGUUCCAUUUGUCUUUUGAGAAGAGUAUCCUCGAUCAACAGUACAUUCGUAUGGAAGACGUUCCUGUAGGCGCCGUCAUCACUUGUGAGAUUGAGAAGCUAGUCAUCAAGGAAGAGGGUGUCAGGGGUUUAAUCUUGAAGAUUGCUGAUGGUAUCACCGGUUACGUCGCCGAGCGCCACUUGUCAGACAUCAAGUUGCAGCACCCUGAGAAGAAGUUCCGCGAGGGUAUGAAGGUGAAGGCCCGAGUGUUGUCAACCAAUCCAUUCAAGAAACAGAUUCGGUUUACACUGAAGAAGACCUUGGUCAACUCCGACGCCCCAGUCAUCAAAUCCCACGAAGAUGCUGUUGUCGGCCUCCAAGUCCCUGGAACCAUCAUCAAGCUCCAGCCCAAUGGCGCGCACAUCCAAUUCUACGGUCGGCUAAAGGGAUUUUUGCCCGUUUCUGAAAUGAGCGAAGCCUACAUCCGUGAUCCUAAUGAGCACUUCCGUAUCGGUCAAGUUGUCAGCGUGCACAUACUUCAUGUUGACCCUGAACAGCGCCGACUGAUUGUCUCCUGCAAGGAUCCUGGAGCUUUUGGCUUGGACAAGCAAACAGCUCUGAAGAACCUGAAAGUAGGAGAGAUGGUUGCCGCCAAGGUGACACAGAAGACCGAGGAUCAAAUCUUCGUCGAGCUGGUAGACAGCCAACUCAAGGCCAUUCUUCCUGUUGGUCACCUCACCGACAAGUCCCCCUCCAAAAACCAAUUUGCUCUUAAGCGCGUCUCGGCCGGACAGACCCUUUCCGACCUCAUGGUCAUCGACAAGAAUGAGAAGCGAAGAGCUAUUAUACUGACUCAGAAACCCAGUCUCAUCAAAGCCUCCAAGGAAGGCAAAUUGCUUUCCAACUUCGACGACGCCAAGCAAGACGCUAUUGUCCCGGCUUUUGUGAGAAAUGUUACUCAGACAGCCGUCUUCGUUCAAUUUGCUCAUAACCUUUACGCCCUUUUACCAAAGUCACGGCUGCCGGCAGAUGCGCAGUCCAAGCCGGAUUUUGGUAUGCACAAGUAUGAGUCCAUUGAGGUAAAGAUUAUUUCUGUUAUUAAUGACUUGCGCCGCAUCAUGGUCGCUCCUGCAACCGCGGCCCCAACUGAGGAGGUCACCAAGAAACAAAAGGAUAAAGUGCCUGCUCCUGCGGAUGGUCUAGGAUUCGGAACUGUCGUGACGGCUACUAUAACCUCCAUUAAGGAGACCCAACUCAACGUGCAGCUGAUCGAUAACCAAGUUCAGGGUCGGGUGGAUGUAUCUCAAGUCUUUGACAAGUGGGAGGAUAUCACAGAUCCUAAAAAGCCACUUGACAAGUUCCACAGAAAACAACAGAUCAAGUUAAAGGUCAUUGGCGUUCACGAUGCGAAGGAUCACCGUUUCUUGCCUAUUUCCCACAGAUCAGCCCACUCCGUUCUUGAGAUGUCCGCCAAACACAGCGAUGUCGAGGGUGAAAACCCAAUCACACUCUCACUCGACUCACUGAAGGUUGGGGACUCGCACAUCGCAUACGUUAACAACGUCACGCCUCAAUUCCUCUGGGUCAAUCUCUCUCCCAGCGUUCGCGGUAGAGUUUCCGCUAUGGAGGCCUCGGAUGACCUCUCCCUCCUGAACGAUUUGGAAGCAAACUUCCCCGUUGGCUCAGCGCUGAAGGUCAAAGUCAAAUCUAUUGACGCCGAAAAAAACCGUCUUGACCUUUCAGCUCGCUCUUCGACCGACUCACAGGGUGUCGACUGGACUUCUUUAAAACAAAACAUGGUCUUACCCGGAAAGAUUACGAAAGUUAAUGAGCGUCAGGUUAUGGUGAAGCUCAGCGACAUUGUUUCUGGACCUGUCCACUUGCCUGACAUGGCAGAUAACUACGACGAUAUCAACACCCUCAAUUACAAGAAGAAUCAGAUCGUACGAGUGGCUAUUGUGGAGGUGGAUGCCAACAAUAAACGCUUGAGACUUUCUAUGCGUCCGUCUCGAAUCCUGAGUUCAACCCUGCCCGUAGCCGAUAAGGAAAUUGCGGAUCUGUCACAAGUUGCAGCUGGCGAUGUGGUUCGUGGCUUUGUCAAAAAUGUGUCUGAUAAAGGCCUUUUCGUCGCGCUCGGUGGCCACAUUACAGCUCUGGUUAAGAUCGCCAAUCUCUCAGAUAGAUUCUUGAAGGAUUGGAAAGAUCACUUUCAGGUUGAUCAGCUCGUCAAGGGUCGUGUUCUUUCCGUCGACAGCGCCCUAAAGCAGGUCGAAAUGAGUCUGAAGGCUUCCGCAGUCGAUGAAGACUACACACCGCCAGUUUCUUAUAAUGAUAUCAAGGAAGGUUCUGUCGUCACCGGCAAGGUUCGAAAGGUUGAAGAGUUUGGAGCCUUUAUUCUGGUUGACAACUCGAACAAUGUCAGCGGUCUCUGCCAUCGGAGCGAGAUGGCUGACGAAGCCGUCAAGGAUGCCACCAAGCUGUACAAAGAAGGCGAUGCUGUCAAGGCUUUGGUUUUGGAGGUUGACGCUGUAAAGCGACGAAUUAGCUUUGGCCUCAAGCCUUCCUUGUUUGACGAGGAUACCGAUAUGGAAUCGAACGACUCGGACGCUGGAGGCGUUGCCCUUGAGGACGAUGAGGAAAACGAUGAUGAGGAAAUGUCGGAGGAGCAGAAAGCUUUACUUGGGAAGCUUUUGGGCAACGAUAGCGUUGAUGACGACGAUGACGAUGAGGAAGAGGAAGAAAUUGAUGAUGGCGAAGAAGAAGGCGACGAGGACGAGGAUGAGGAAAUGGAGGACGCGCCCAUUAAAAAGUCUGGUGGUCUUGGUCUUGGCAAGAAGUCUGCCUGGUCCGCUGACCCAUUCGACGAGUCUGGUUCCGAUUCAGAGGACGAAGCGCAAGAGAAGGAUAGCGACAAGAAGACGAAGAAGAAGCGGAGAAAGGGAGAAAUCGAAGUCGACCGCACAGCCGAACUUGAUGCCCACGGCCCACAAACCUCUAGCGACUACGAGCGACUACUGCUAGGUCAACCGGAUUCAUCGAAGCUUUGGAUUCAAUAUAUGGAAUUCCAGAUGAAAGUUAGCGAACUGGCAAAGGCAAGAGAAGUAGCGGAACGCGCGAUUAAGAGUAUCAAUAUUCGCAAAGAGGAAGAGAAGCUGAAAGUUUGGGUUGCCUAUCUCAAAUUGGAAGUUAGGUAUGGCACUAAACAGACGGUUGAAGACGUAUUCAAGCGGGCUUGCCAGUACAAUGAUGAACUGAAAGUCCACGAGGAAUUGGCCAGCAUCUACAUCCAGUCUGAGAAGCUCAAGGAUGCCGAUGAUCUGUACGAGUCCAUGUUGAAGAAGUUUGGCGCCAAGGCACCCAGCGUAUGGACAAACUACGCCUACUUCCUCUCCGUUGCAAGGAACCAGCCGGACCGCGCCAGAGCUCUGCUACCGCGAGCAACUCAGCGGUUGCCCGCCCAUCACAGUCAAAAUAUCGUUGGCCAAUUCGCUGCCCUUGAAUUCCGCUCACCGAAUGGCGAGCCAGAACGUGGUCGAACCAUGUUUGAAGGCUUGCUAGCCACCUGGCCCAAGAGGGGAGACCUGUGGAGUUGGUUGUUGGAUCUUGAAGAGGGGGUUGCUGGUUCUGAUCCGACUGCUGUUCGUGACGUAUAUGAACGACGUACACGCGUGAAGGGCCUCAAGCCCAACCAGGCCAAGAAGUGGUUCCGCAGAUGGGUCAAGUGGGAGGAGAAGCUGGAUCCCAAGGGCAAGGACAAGGUCAUGGCCAAGGCUCAGGAUUGGGCGGCGCUGUAUAAGGCGAAGAAGGAAGCGGAGGCUGCAAAGCAGGAGGAUGAGGACAUGGAAGAAUAA